ACUUUCUGACACAAGCCGAGACCAGACCAGAGAGUUGGUGUCUUUGAUUUGAGAGUUGUGAAAUCGAUCUCUAGUCUUUGAGUUGAUUUAGAGAUCAGCUUUUCAGAACAUAAAAGCCCUGUAGUUGCCUCUUCCGGAGAUCAAUCUCUAUUUGUGAAUUUCAGGUUCGUCGAAUUGUGAUACGGAUGAUACUAGGGUUUCUUAGAAUUGGUUUGUCUCCUUAGUUUAAGAAUGUCUUCAAGGGAGAGGAUAGGUUCAAAGCAUCAUAGCAGAGUGAGCCAAGGCAUGUCAACUAGUGGGUCAUCAUUAUCAAGGCACCAUGAGACCAUCUCUUCGGCUUCGGAUCCGCGUCAUCUUCGAGACCAACGGAUCUCUCUUCCCGAUAUUCUAGAGAACAAGAUUGCAGCUCAAGCUGCUGAGAUAGACCGGCUCUCAAGUGACAACCGGAAACUAGCUUCAAGCUACGUAGCUCUCAAGGAAGACUUAACCGUGGCUGACCGUGAAGUCCAGGGGCUAAGAGCUCACAUCAGAAAGACGGAAACAGACACCGAGAUUCAGAUCCGGGCGACUCUUGAGAAAAUAGCUAAAAUGGAGGGUAUGAUCAAGAACAGAGAGAAUAUAAGGAGGGAGGUGCAAUUAGCUCACAUUGAAGCUCAUCGGUUGGCCAGAGAACGCGAAGAGCUUGCUUCACAGGUGAAGUUGGUGGUAAAGGAGUUGAAGAAGGUUUGUCUUGAGGCAGAGGGUUUAGAGGCGUCGAGCCAAGAGCUUGAGCGGUUGAAAGAGGAGCACCAGAGAUUACGGAAAGAUUUUGAGGAAGAGAAGAGUGGGAACGUAGAGAAACUUGAGCAAUUGAAAGAGAUGGAGAGGAAAAUAAUCGGAGCUGUUAAAACGAUUGAGAAGCUGCGAAGUGAAAUCGCAACCGCAAGGAGCAAAGACGUCUGAGAAUUGAAUGUGUUUUAGAUUUGAGACCAAAGAGGCCGAGGCUGGGGCUCCUCUAUUUAGGAAGGGAUUACAAGAACCACAAUUGUGUUCUCAUCUUUCCUAAUAUAUAUAUAUAUAUAUAUAUAUAUAUAUAUAUAUGAGCUUUCCUUUUUUUCAAAUCAACCUGUUCCUUUCUGAGAAAAUGAGUUAGAGAAGUGUUCAAAUGGUCGAUCACAACA
This is a messenger RNA of Camelina sativa (false flax), 1160 nucleotides long. RefSeq names its product protein FLX-like 4. NCBI's taxonomy places the organism in Eukaryota, Viridiplantae, Streptophyta, Magnoliopsida, Brassicales, Brassicaceae. The record is from RefSeq and is a predicted model, not a curated record.